UAAAACGUCCACAGGACACUCCGUCUAUCCCUGUCUCUACUCUAGAACCACCCAUCUGGCAUCGAUGCACACCUCUUGAUCUCUCCACACACACACACCUAUGUCUCUACGACAGGUCGACAGGGGAGGCAAGCACGCACAGCUGAGUUGACUUUACCGACCCAGUACACGGCUUGAUGUUUGAUUGUCCUGAUCGUCCAUAGCUUAGAGCUAGAUCUGUGGAGUGGAUCUUUUGUUGACUUUGCUGAACUGUUGUUAGUCUAGCGUUCGGUCAGCCAAGCUAGCUGACUGCAAAAGGGAAGUCGAUUUUUUUUAUUUUUAAAUCUUGUAAAAGGAGGCUCCGAGUGAGAGGGUAGUCAUCUACCUCAUCUAGACUCACGUCAACAGAUUUUUGCAGAGAAUCUUCUGUUGUGGGCUGGGCAUCCGGUGAGAAGUCAUCAUGUGGGAGUUCCGGUCCAUGACAUUUUGGCGGGCAGUGUUUGCCGAGUUCUUCGGGACCAUGUUCUUUGUGUUUUUCGGGAUGGGCGCAGCCCUCCGCUGGACCACUGGGCCACAGCACAUCCUCCACGUGGCGCUCUGCUUCGGCCUGGCGGCUGCCACCCUCAUCCAGUCUAUCGGUCACAUCAGCGGAGGCCACAUCAACCCGGCGGUGACCUUCGCCUACCUGGUGGGCUCCCAGAUGUCCCUGUUCCGCGCUGUCUUCUACAUUGCUGCUCAGUGCCUGGGCGCUGUGGCCGGCGCCGCCGUGCUCUACGGGGUCACACCCAACAACAUGAGAGGCAACAUGGCACUGAACAUGCUGCAGCCCGGCAUCAGCCUGGGCAUGGGCACCACCGUGGAGGUGUUCCUCACCAUGCAGCUGGUGGUGUGUGUCUUUGCUGUGACGGACGAGAGGAGGAACGGACGCAUGGGCUCGGCUGCUCUCUCCAUCGGCUUCUCAGUCACCAUCGGACACCUUAUGGGCAUGUACUACACUGGUGCUGGGAUGAACCCUGCUAGAUCCUUCGCUCCUGCUGUGCUCUUCAGGAACUUCUUUAACCACUGGGUGUACUGGGUCGGUCCCAUGAUAGGAGGUGCCAUGGGCGCUCUUCUGUACGAUUUCAUGCUGUUCCCACGCAUGCGUGGUCUCUCUGAGCGCCUGGCCACACUGAAGGGCAUCCGAUCUCUUGAGACCGAGACCCAGCAGGACACCCGUGGAGAGCCCAUCGAGCUCAAGACGCAAGCCCUAUAAACCUGCCUCAGCCUGGGAUCCGGGACGAGGUACAGGGCCCUGUGUCUGCCAAGCCCCACACUGCCAACCCCUCACCACAACAACACUUGCACAGACUAACACUCAGAUACUCCUAUUGAAACACAACUAACAUACAGGUUAAAUGCAGUACACAAAACGUUCAACUGUACACUUACAGGUUCACAACCUUCAACCUCAAGACACAACAAGACUACUCUCCCUCAAACCUCAUUUUGUAUCCUGAACUGGACAUUCUGUUAGGUAGAAGCAACCAGGGCCUGCUCCAUGUGCCUGCCCCUCCCACUUACCACACCACCACCAUCACCUUCUCUCAACCACCCCUAGCCUACCUGUCUCACUGCCACACUGCCAGAGGAGGUCAGAGAGUAGGCUGUGUCUAGCAGGGGGACCUGGGGCAGGGGCAGUGGUGUCAGGGGGGUCAGGGGAGAGGAGCGGGAUGAGGGUGAGGUUUAGAGAGGAUAUGGGUGUGGGUGGGGUAAGAGGUGAGAAUAUAGGUGGGCCAUGGGCAUAGGCAGGGGUAGAUUAGAGGGUUGGAGAUUGGGGCAGUAGAAGUGUUAAGGGGUUGGGGGUGGGAUUGUAGUCGUAUAGGGUUGAGUUAGACCAGUGAAGAUGGGCAUGCUUUUCAUUAUUCAUCAGAAUUUAUUUUUCAGUUUUCAGUUUCCUUUUGUUUUCUGCACAAGACGUGGAUGUAUGAUACCAUUCGAUUUGACCAGGGUUUCAUUUUUCAAAUCACCACAUUUUAUCUGUGUGCGUUUGUGAGUAUUUGUGAGUGUGUGAGUGAGUGAGUGAUUAAGUGUGCAUGCUUCUAUAGUAUGUGUGUGUGUGUGUGUGUGUGCGUGUGUGUGAGUGUGGGUGACAUUGAAUGAGUGAGUGCGUGGUUGUGUGCUGGUAUGUAUGAGUGUGAUUUUAAGUGAACGUGCCUGUGUUCGUGUGUACGUGUGUGUGUGUGUAUGUGUGAUCACAGAUAUAGUACUUUUCAUUUUGUUUAAUUUUCAUUACAACUCUCCUGUUUUGUACUGUAUUGUUUCAUUUGUCAUCAAUUUUAAAGACAUUAUAAUUUCUCCUCCCCUCACUGUGGUAUUUGCUAUGAUAUUCAUUUUUACAUAAACCAUCUGCUUUUUUGUUCUGAAAAAAAAAACAUGCAAUCCAAAUGAAAUGUUUUGAUCCCAGACUUUGAACCACACCUGUUCUCUACAGAGUCUCCUAUCUUGUGAUGCUCACUGGGAGCUCAAGGCAGUUGAAAUCAUAUUUAAAUGAUAAUAAACACAAAAAGUUGAUAUAAAAAACAUGUCACAUUUGUUUAAUUCAUGAUUUCAUAAUUCCAUGCUUACAAGACCUUGCAGUGCAUAGGAGUGGACACAGGGUGGCGCCACAGCUAAACACUUCCAGGAUAAUGGCAUUAUGGGCCUGACUCAAUGCAGAUAUCAGGAUAUUGUGUCACACAGUGAAUCUACAGGGAGGAAAUGUGCACACUGUUGACCUGUUUAGUCAAACAACAAGAGAAGGCAGCAAGAGGAGCCAAACGACAUUGGAGGCAGAGAGAGGAAAGAAGGAGGAUGAGGGAGGAGGGAAGAGGUGGGGCAGAUCUCCUGGAUGGAGCUGGUCCCUGAGAGGGGCAUUGUAUCUGUGAUAAUGACGCUGGGGCCAAGCUUGUGACUUCCUCCCCCUCUUUGUCAUGCUUCUUAGACUGUAUUUGUAUAUAGUAUGAUGUAGUACUUCAGUUUCUAGGAUCUAAAAGUUGAUGCGCAGGUGAAGCCAGUUGAAAGGACUGAGAACCAAGAUGCAGGGUCUAUGUUGUACUACUGGAACACCAGCUGAUCCAGAAGAAAUGGCAUCCGUGCCAAAAGUUUGUGUACCUACAUAGAUAGCAAAUGAUCAAUUACACCGUGUAAUUAAAUGUUACGCAUCAAGAAAGACAUUAUAAUAAUGAUAAUGAGGCAAGUAUUUUCUAUUCUAGACACUGGAGGUUUAUUUUGCAUAUUUCUCUGGUCUUUUGUUGUAUGGCUUCAUUGGACAUGAUGCAGAUCUCCUGGAGCUGCUCUGCUGGGGAAACAAGGGACAACUCUCACACACAAUGGUCAACUAUAAUAGGGUUGAUACAUACACACACACACACGCACACACAUACACACAGCUACAAACUGCAUAUAAACAACAACAUUACUAGCAGGCAGCUAGUCAGUCCUGUCUCUCCCUGGUACCACAGAACUGAUGGAGGACAGCCUUUAGACACACACUCAUUCAGCUGCUGCUCAACACAUUGAAAUAAUGAACCAAAACAUGUAAAUAUGCUCGCCACAAAACUGCCUUAACAUGAUUAUCGCUAUUAUUAUUUGUUACAGUGUUGUCUUACCCUAUACAUAUUAAUUCCUAUGUUUGGCCUAAUAGAACAAUUGCAUAUUCAUUUAAACUGUGUUCAUUUACACUUGUAGAUUCCUGUCAGCAACUGAUGUAAAAAAAAGAAGAAAAAAAGAACAAAGACAGACAUACAGAGGAAGUAUCAAGAUAUUGUUUAACUAAACGUGUACAAGAACUAUAAAAGGAAGAUAAAA
Messenger RNA from Hypomesus transpacificus, 3804 nucleotides. It is a transcript of the gene mipb, whose product is annotated as major intrinsic protein of lens fiber b. The transcript is spliced from 4 exons. Lineage: Eukaryota; Metazoa; Chordata; Actinopteri; Osmeriformes; Osmeridae. Gene Ontology annotation, molecular function: water channel activity. The coding region runs from base 440 to 1231 and encodes 263 amino acids. Gene Ontology annotation, cellular component: plasma membrane. Gene Ontology annotation, biological process: transmembrane transport. The record is from RefSeq and is a predicted model, not a curated record.